Messenger RNA from Penicilliopsis zonata CBS 506.65, 1593 nucleotides. RefSeq lists its product as hypothetical. The transcript has 4 exons. NCBI's taxonomy places the organism in Eukaryota, Fungi, Ascomycota, Eurotiomycetes, Eurotiales, Aspergillaceae. The coding region runs from base 1 to 1593 and encodes 530 amino acids. The record is from RefSeq and is a predicted model, not a curated record.
AUGCUGCUGGGCAGCAUUGGCGCAGCCAAUGCCAGCACCUUCAACUGCUCGGCCAGCGCCUUUGAGGCCAUCAUCCCCUCCAAUGCCACCGUCGUGCUCGCCCAUCGCGUCGCCCAGAACGGCACCUUCACUCCCCCCGCCGCCGACACUGGCUUCCCCGACCCGGCCUACCAGCUGCCCGCGCUGUGCGUUGUGCAGAUUGAGAUGCCCACCGAUGCCAACACCACCUUCAACUUCGGUCUCUUCCUCCCUGACGUCUGGGAGGGACGUAUGGUUGUCUCUGGCAACUCUGCCUUUUCCGGAGGUGUCAACUAUGCUGAGAUGGGCGCCGGUGUCACCUAUGGUGCCGCUGCCAUGUCGACCGAUACCGGCCACGACUCGGCAUUCGACAACUCGUGGGCUGCCAACCCCGAGUCUGUGACCGACUGGGGCUGGCGCGCGAUGCACCUGUCGGUCGUCGAGGCCAAGAAGGUCAUCGAGAAGUACUACGGCGAGUCGCUCAAGUACAGCUACUACAACGGCUGCUCGACCGGUGGACGCCAGGGUCUCAAGGAGGUCGAGGCCUUCCCCGAUGACUUUGACGGCGCCGUCGUCGGUGCCCCCGCCUGGUGGACGAAGCAUCUGCAGCUCUUCAACAUCUUCUCUGCCGAGUACAACUACCCGACCAACUCCAGCCACCACAUCAGCGAUGAUCUGUUUGCCUUCAUUGCCAACGAGACCUUGAAGCAGUGUGACCCCCAGGAUGGUGUUGUUGAUAACAUCAUCUCCGACCCCCGCCGCUGCGAUCUGGACCUGGAGGUGAUGCUGUGCGACGCCAACGUGACGGACUCGACGACUUGCAUCACCGACGACCAGCUGGACACCCUGUACCACUACUACAACGACUGGGUCGAGGCCGACCAGACCUUCAUCUUCCCCCACUACGAGAUCGGCAGUGAGACCGGCUGGGGAAUGGCCCCGGACUUCAGCUACAUCGAGUACUUCCUGGGUCUGGGCACCAACUUCACCUGGGCCGACUGGAACGCCAGCAUCAUCAAGCUGUCGGACGAGUUGAACCCGGGCAAUGCCACCGCCGACGACUUCGACCUCUCCCCCUUCUACGAGAAGGGCUCUAAGCUGAUCCACUACCACGGCAUGGCCGAUCCCUCCAUCCCCACCGGCAGCAGUGUCUACUUCUACAAGCACGUCCAGCGCACCCUCAAGGCCCUGGGCAUCGAUCUCGAGGAGUUCUACCGUUUCUACCUCAUCCCCGGCAUGGAGCACUGCGGCAACACCCCCUCCAACAUGGAGGCCCCCUGGUACAUUGGUGGUUCGUCUCAGGCCUCGACCAUCGGCACUGACGGCUCCGGCAACCACCUCCACGAGAAGCCCGGCUUCAACGACCCCAAGCACGACGCCCUGCUCGCCAUGAUCGCCUGGGUUGAGAACGGCACCGCUCCCGACUACCUCAUCGGUACCAAGUUCCACGAUGAAACCACUCUCGACUACGUCACCAAGCAGCGUCCCAUCUGUCCCUUCCCCGAGCAGGCCAAGUACAUUGGCAACGGCAGCCUCUGGGAGCCUGCCAACUGGGAGUGCGCCAGCCUCUACUAG